GCCGCCGCCUCGGUGCUGCUAGGGAUGGAGACGGAGCCUCUGGAAGGAGACGGCGGCGGCCAUGAGGGGCCUAAGACGACUUCGGCCACGGCCCCCGCACUCACGGCCUCUCAGCGCCGGGCUGAGAUUCGCCGGAGGAAACUGCUGAUGAACUCGGAGGAUCGGAUCAACCGGAUCAUGGGCUUCCACCGGCCAAAGGCGGAUGAUGACAGCCAUUCAGAAUCAAAACUUCAGCUGGAACAAGAUAAACCAAGCACUCUUCCCACUCCUGUUUCCAAACGGGUUGUGCUAGGUGACACUGUUUGCAGUUUGGCAGGAACAGCCGACCACGCAAGCAGUGCAAUAGAGCACAAGGGAGAGAAAAAGGACUUGUUUAGCAUAACUCCCGAGGUUGGAAAUGAUGGCACUGGCGAGCUCCGACAGCGCAGCAGAGGGGAUCUGAUGGAGGUUCCGCAGAGAGCACCUCGCCACGGGUUAGACCAGUAUCUCUCGAGGUUUGAUGAAGCGAUGAAGUUAAGAAACCAACUUAUCAGUGAGAAGCCAAGCCAGGAAAAUGGAAAUGUAGUGGAGGAAUUUGAUUCCUUCCGCAUUUUUAGAUUAGUGGGGUGUGCGCUACUUGCCAUUGGAGUUAGAGCUUUUGUGUGCAAAUACUUGUCAAUAUUUGCUCCAUUUCUUACCUUACAGCUUGCAUACAUGGGGUUGUCUAAGUAUUUCCCAAAGAGUGAAAAGAAAACGAAGACCACGGUAUUGACUGCUGCUCUUUUACUGUCUGGGAUCCCUGCAGAAGUGAUUAGUCGUUCCAUGGACACUUACAGCAAAAUGGGGGAUGUUUUUACAGACCUUUGUGUCUAUUUCUUUACUUUCAUCUUCUGCCAUGAACUGCUUGUGUUUUUUGGUUCCUGAAGUGCCAUGAUAGCUGUGGAACCUGGUGUAAUACUUCAGCUGGACUGCGUCACUCUUGAUUUCAUACAUGCCUCUGGAUAUAUAAACAGUGUUAACCCUA
Molecule: messenger RNA, 1003 nt
Organism: Podarcis raffonei (Aeolian wall lizard)
Lineage: Eukaryota; Metazoa; Chordata; Lepidosauria; Squamata; Lacertidae
Gene: CAMLG
Product: calcium modulating ligand
Exons: 4
Coding region: 25-903 (292 amino acids)
Biological process (GO): tail-anchored membrane protein insertion into ER membrane
Cellular component (GO): GET complex
Source: RefSeq, a predicted model, not a curated record